CAAGGGGCCGCGGGAUGAUGUCAACGAUGAAAUCCGUGGUUUCGUCGCGUCUAUCAUACAAGCCGCUAUGCAUCGUACGUACGAAUGGCGUCUAAUGAACGAAAAACAACCGGAAACCAUUUUCGACCCACUGGAUGGGCAAUUGAACGAAAAGAUUAUAGAGUUCGAAGAGGAAAAACGCGUCUAGUACAGUACCAAGCUGCAAAAGAAGACAGUGAACCCUCAAGCGAACAAGACAUGGAGGAGACAGAGCAAUCGGUUGCAGCCCUCAGCAAAGUACCACAUCCGGACCCAAAUAUUAGAUGGCCGACUAUUGAGGAGUUUAACCAAGACCUUGGUUUAAAAAGUAUGGAAGAAUGCAUAAAGGGCUGGCAACUGGAGGAACCUUGGCUGCAUUGUACCGAUGCUAUCAGUGUCGAAGACGCAACUUACGAGAAGUUGUAUCGGUACCGAGUUCGCUGGAGUAUACCAACGAGACGCGCACCAAUACCAAGGGCGACCGCGUCAGUCUAUUUCACGAUUGAGGUUUCUAAAGUCAAACCUAAGAAUCAUGAAGUUGACGUUUACUAUCAACUGGAAACCUUCCGCACAAAGCACAGACCUGGUUCUACUCGAUUUUCGGAGAAGUGGUUGCAUGAUCUGAUUGCCAGCAAAGCAAGGUUGAUGUUAUACGUAAACUUUUGAGAAAUGGAUACAAGUGCACCUGCGCGUACCAAUGACAAGGUGCGACUCAAAGUGUGAAUAGUUAUUUAUUUUGCCAAGUAUAUCCACUAUCAUAUCCGGUAUCCCUGUCGCACAGUCAAUAACGGUCAUGCCUUCCCGAAAUAUAACUUGGUUAACA
This is a messenger RNA of Dicrocoelium dendriticum, 841 nucleotides long. The record is from the annotation of a GenBank genome assembly. NCBI's taxonomy places the organism in Eukaryota, Metazoa, Platyhelminthes, Trematoda, Plagiorchiida, Dicrocoeliidae.